Poecile atricapillus (Black-capped chickadee) is the source of this 3645-nucleotide messenger RNA. Its product is annotated as carbonic anhydrase 13-like. Gene Ontology annotation, molecular function: carbonate dehydratase activity; zinc ion binding. Bases 1112 to 1660 code for a protein of 182 amino acids. Gene Ontology annotation, cellular component: cytoplasm. Lineage: Eukaryota; Metazoa; Chordata; Aves; Passeriformes; Paridae. The transcript has 6 exons. The record is from RefSeq and is a predicted model, not a curated record.
UCAACAGGCCAUUUCCCACAUUUUUCAGUAUAAGAAUUUCAUGCUGGUGCAUUUCUACAUAAUACUUUUUUCUCAGCCAGUUUGAACACCGAUCCUUACACUUUUCUAGGAUCAUUUACAUCCAAGUUUACAGUCCUUAAAAGAAGGAAUAUAAAAGUGCCAGUGCCCCAUCUCCUCUGUUUGCUAAGUUUAUAGGCUGUGUAAAUGCAUGUUCUUGAGUUGAAGCUUUAAGGAAGUUAAAUAUUUUUUCCCAGAAUAAACAGUCUCAGUUUCUUUUCAUAAUCCAAGCUACUUGUGUUAGGAAAUAGGCAACUUAAAAAUUCUUCUUUCAUCUUUAUUUGGUGUAUUUUGUUCCUAAGAAAGUUUAGGUUUUGGACUAAACCUAGAAGAGAGAAAAAAAUACUAUUGUCAUCCCUACUGCUCUUAAUUUUAAAAAUGUCUGGUUAAAUCUCCCCUUAUUUCCCCUUAAAAUUUCUAUAAUGAGACAGUAAACUAUUCCAGACUGAUUCCCAAACACUCAGAGGACAUAUGGAGCUGGGCGAGUGGAGUGAUUUGUUUUGCUGUGAAUAAGGAAUCUUUCUGAGUGUAAUUCAUAUUCAAAGAGAUAUUUUGAUUCCAAGUCUGACAAGAAAAUUACCAGCACUUGCUAAGGCAAAAUAAUGAAAAGCCCACCCAUAUGCACGCUAUUUUGAACAGAAUUAGAACAGAAGAGAAUAUAAAUAAAAAGAAUAGAAUAGAGUAGACUCUUUCAGUUGGAAGGGACCUGCAGCGAUCAUCUUGUCCAACUGCCUGAGCAGUUCAGGGCUAGCCAAAAGUUAAAGCAUAUUGUUAAGGGCAUUGUCCAAAUGCUUCCUAAACUCUGAUAAGCCUGAGGCUUUGGCAACCUCUCUAGGAAGCUUGUCCCAAUGUUUGACCACCAUCAUGGUAAAGAAAUGCUUCCUAGAAUCCAAUUUACAUCUUCCCUGGGACAGCUUUAAGCCUUAUCCCUGAGUCCUGUCACUGGAUACUUGAGAGAAGAGACCAGAAGCUCCCUCUCUGCUUCCCCUCCUCUGAAGUAGAGAGCAGUGAAGACACCCCUCAGCCUCCUUUUCUCCAAACUAGACAAACCCAAAUGCUGACUGGGGGGCCGCUCAGUGGGACCUACAGGCUGCGCCAGAUUCACUUCCACUGGGGAUCCAAUGAUGAGGCUGGCUCUGAGCACACGGUGGAUGGGAUGAAGUAUGCAGCAGAGCUUCAUGUGGUCCAUUGGAAUGCAGAGAAGUAUUCCAGUUUUGUUGAGGCAGCUUCUCAGUCAGAUGGACUAGCAGUCAUGGCUGUAUUUCUGAAGAUUGGCGAAUGCAACCCUCAGCUGAACAAGAUUACUGACCGCUUGGACACCAUCAGAAUUAAGGGAAAAAAAGCACUAUUCACAAAUUUUGAUCCCAGCUGUCUGCUUCCCAAGUCCCUGGACUACUGGACGUACUUUGGCUCUCUCACUGUUCCACCUCUUCUUGAGAGCGUCAUCUGGAUUGUUCUGAGAGAACCCAUAAGUGUUUGCUCUGAACAGCUGGCCAAAUUCCGCAGCCUCCUGAGCACUGCUGAGGAUGAGGCUGCCUGCUGCUUGCUGAGAAACUUCCGGCCUCCCCAGCCUCUAAGGGGACGAGAAGUCAGAAGGAAUUAAAGGAGUAAAUCCAAAGUAGCCUCCCUCUGAAACCAAAGGCUGAAUUCAUUUUAAUAGUUAAUAUACUUUGUGAUUUUAUUUUUUUUCUUUUCUUUUCUUUUUUUUAGGGUUUUUUUUUGUGAGUUGUUUUAACAAAUAGCUGUUGUUUUAUUAGUAGUUUACCAUGCAGUCAUUUCUCACAGGCAGGUAUGUCCGGAGAUGUCACAGGUUCAUUGAUGUUAACAGGUCUGACUGGGUUUGAGUGCAUUGGCUUGGAAGCAGUGAGCCAUCAGCAUUGCCUGCACACAGGUCACUGCUAAUCAUAAGGGUCAAACGUGGUGAAGGAGUUGCCCAGAUUUUGCCACCAAAUUACUGAACAGGAUCCCUGGUAUUAUUGACAGUACAGGAUAUUCUGGGCUUAUUCUUCUGAUCUCUAACAUAAUAUUUAGCUUCUGUAUCCACCUCACAAUGCAGUUCUCAAGGAAAAAGUAUUUCAAGGAUGAUGUAAUUUCAUUGCUGACUUUUGCAAUACCAUGCUUACUAUCCUUCAGAAAGCAGCAAUGACUAGCAACAUUUAAGUAAAACAGAUAUUUACAUGAUCCUGUUAUUCUGGCUGCUUCAUAGCAGUAAUCAUCUACUGAUUGAUUUUUAUUUUUUUUUAAAGCAAAUAGUAAGGAUUUUGUAUAUUGCAAGAUCAUGUCAGGUAGAAUAGGUAUUCCUAAAUUUCACAAUGUGACAAGAUGAAAUUGUCCUGAAACCUGAAAACUGCAAGGUGAAAGGGCAUAGAGGAAGCUGUUUGUUCCUAAAUCCAGUUUGUUGCAUUGGCUGAAAAAUAAGGGAUUAUUACACUAUACCCAUGUAGUGUCAGACUUCGUGACUUAAAAUCAAGAGGCAGGGGUAGCUGUUGUUCCAGACUGUUGGACACUGCAGUGUGAACCAUGUGCUGCUUGCCUCUCAUGUCGCUGUGGAGCACAGUACUACCCAGGUCUAGAAUGUCUCAAGGUGCUGGCUGAUGUUCUGUUCUCAUAGCUGAACUUCAGUGAUUACACUUAUAUUCCAAGACCAAAGAGAAUAGUCAGAGAGCCAAAGAUAUCGGAAUCAAGUCAACAUCUAAUAAAAAGCUGAGCCCUCAAUAGCAAUAUAUUGAAAUGUCUGGCUUUGAGUUGACUUGAGCCUGCGUUUCUCUCAGGAGCUUUUUUAAUCUGAAUAUAAUUGGGGUUUUUACACCAAAUAUUUUUAUUACUGAACAUUCCAUAGGAUGUAGCUUAGGAUAGAAUUAGAUUUACUCUCAGCUAAGCUCUGAGAACUACAUAUUGAAACCCACUGAUACCUGAAAGAGGCAGCUAGAGGUUUUACUGGCAGCAACUAACAGCAAUCACUGUAGUGCUUUGGACAAAUUCAUCUUCCAUGACUGCUCUCCUUGAAUUCAUUUUUAAGUAGGUUUUAUAUGCUCUGCCUUUUACCUCAAUAGGUCAUUUGAACUUAGAUGAACAAACCUGAGGGAAGUCACAAUCAGGAUUGACUUUAUAUGCUGUUUUAGAACAAUAAAUUAGACACAGAGGUAUAUUUUAUCUUAGUUUAAGAUAUGUGGACUUUUUUGUUUCCUCCUCCCCAGAAUAUAGCUAUUAUAUCCUGCAAGGCCUACCAAUGCCUUUUGAGUAUUUUUUGAAGAAAAGAUCACAAACAGACCAUUGGAGAAAUAAAAGGCAUUUAGCGGCACUAAAAAGAAAAAUGGGUGUGUUUUCACUCUUUUGAAAACUUAGGAUUUGAUCUCAUAUGUUUCCCUGUUAUGUGAGUAGCUACAGAAUGUGGAAAAAAAUGUUUACAAGUUGCAAGAAGGAUACAAACGAUAUGUUUGUCUCAGAAGAGAAAGGAAUAAGGCUACUGCUUCAUAUCGUAAACAGAAGUUUUACAUAUUUCUUACAUAUUGUAAACUGUGGAGUUGAUUCAACGCUUUUAUAUUUAUAAGGAUUUUAUCAAAAUAAAAUAUGGAUUUUAUGAACGUG